This is a messenger RNA of Blepharisma stoltei, 3871 nucleotides long. The record is from the annotation of a GenBank genome assembly. NCBI's taxonomy places the organism in Eukaryota, Ciliophora, Heterotrichea, Heterotrichida, Blepharismidae.
AUGGAACCAAAUCCUGCUGGUUAUAUUGAGCUUCAGAAUUUCCCAACUGGCCAGUUGAAUAACUUCUUAACACAGGUACUCAGAGAAUUCGAUAAGCGUGUAGACACUUUUAACUUAAACCUCGACAUCAUUUCUUUAUUACUUACAACUGAUAACAAAUUCCUGCUGGUUGGAACUGCGGAUGGCCUGAUCCAAGUUUACCAGACCCAAAGCAUGGAAAACUUUCCCUUCCAAGGCCACAAAGGGAAAGUCAACUGUUUAUCAAAUGUUGGCAUUGACAAAAUUGCUAGCGCUGGCGAGGACAGAUCAAUUAUCUUGUGGGAUCUCGACGCAAAAGAAAAAAUCGCCCAACUUUCUGGCCCUUCAGCAGCUAUAAAAGCCCUUGCUGCAAGCAUUAAUCGUUAAUUAUACUUAUAUAAGAGAAACUAUUAGGUUUAGGGCCUGUAUCUCUUCUAUAGUAUUCUUCUGCUUCCACAAGUUGCCAUUUUAAUAUAUAUGCACUGCAAGCACUCAGCGGAAUUUGAUUGUGGCUGGAGGUUUAGAAGAUAUUAUUUACGUUUAUGAUCUUGAAACAAGGAAAUUAAAGAAGGAGCUGAGGCAUCACAAAGGAUAUAUAAGAGAAAUUUGUUUCGCUAAAGAUGAUAACGUUUUCAUUACAGCUGGAACAGAUAUGAAAAUCGUUAUAUGGAACAGUGAAGGACUAGAAUUCCAUAUGGAGAUCAUCCAAGAAGCCAAAAUUAACUAUAUGAUUUACUGCCCAUAUACUGAAAAAUCAAAUAUCGGGGAUAUUAUUGAUAAAGGAGUACUAGUGACUGGUGGAGAAGACAAAAUAGUCAGGCUCUGGAACAUUGUUUCAGGCGAAAAAACACUUCUGCCUAAGCACAAGUCUCAGAUAACUGCAAUGUGCCAUAUAGAAAACUCUCGCUAUAUUAUAACAGGCAGUGCUAAAGGGAAGCUUUAUUUAUAUAACACACAAGAAGCUAGGUAUGAAACUGAAUUUAAGCUUCCUUCACCUCCAAAAGUAGCUGCUUGUUCUCCUGAUGGAAAAUACUUGUUUAUUGGAGAAAGCGAUAAGACAAUUAGAAGGAUUAGGCUUGUGGAAGAACUGCAAAGAAAAGAAAGAAUUGUCAUACAUGAAGAGAUAAAUGCAGCCAUUAUUUCAUCUGAUGGAAAAUCUAUUUUUACCGUUGGAGAAGAUCUUAUAGUAAAACAAACUGAUGUUGAAACGGGAGUAAGCGAAAACUUGAGGAAAUUUGAAGGUAGCCCUAAGUGUUUGACUAUAAAUGGGACUGGAACUUUGAUGGCAGUAGGGUUUCAGUUUUCUAAUGUGAAAUUGUGGGAUUUGAAAAUAAAGAAAGAAAUUCAGUCAUUAUCGGAGCAUACAUUGCCAGUGGUUUCUGUAGAUUUUAGUAAAGAUGGACAAAAGUUUGCAUCUGCUGCAAGUGAUUAUGAAAAAGGAGAAGUCGCUAUAUAUGAUUUGAAUACUUAUAAUCCUAUUAAAACUCUUUCUGUAGCACAGCCUGUGAAAUCUAUUUGCUUUUCUCCAGACUCCACAACAGUGAUUUAUGCCACAGAAAAUGAGCUUCAUGUCUUAGCUGUGAAUAUUCAGGAGUCAGAAAGGGCUGUAUUAAAAGGGUUCGCUCAGCAAAUCUACACUCUUAAACCAAAUUAUUUUACAAAUCACAUAGUUUCAGUAGGUGGAAACGGUAUGAUAGAUAUAUGGAACCUUAAUUUCAAUACCCUUAUCACUUCUUUUAAUUGUGUACAAGAUGAGGAAGAAGAAUUAAAAGCUGAUGAUGAAAAUGAGGAAAACGAAGAAAGAAGACAUAAAAUUUUCCAUGAAAGACAAGAAAGACAGGGCAGCUGAAUAGGAGCAGCUGCAACUGGUAGAAGGCCAGCUCCUAAGGUUUCAAAACUUUUAUCAUGCUCUAUAUCUGAAGAUGGAGAGUAUUUAUUGGUAGGCACUCAAAAAGACGAGAUACAGUUUUGGUCAACAACUGAUAAAAUCUUAAUAGGGACUAUAAAAGUGAACCUUCGCCCUAAGCAGAUUUUGCUUGAUAAUAUUAAUGGGAAAAUUUAUGUGGUAAGCACAAAUGAGAUUAUCAGACUGAGAAACCCAGUUAAGGCAAAAGCAAAUGAUCUAUAUAUAUUUGGCCCAUCAAUAUACUCCAUGCUAUUUACUUCAUAUUUCAAGCUAUUCAUGGAAAACGAGUAUGAUGGUGAAUAUCCUUCCCAUCUCAAUGAGUGGGUAAUUCUUCCAUGGAGGAUCAAUAUUCUCCAUCUAUUUGCAUAUACAGUCAACCUAAAAUAUGCAAAUUUGGCCUUUAAAGGCCGCUGCAAAUUUUUAAGUACCACUUCUGGAGUUACCCCUUUGACUUUGGCUUUGGAUUCGAAAAAUAAAGAACUUAUUGAUUUAGUCAUCAAAAAAAUAGCAAAAUAUACUAAGGUAGAUUGGCAUAUUUUCACAAGAAUUGAAGUUGAGCUUCCUAGGCUUAAUGAAUUAGCAACCCCAAAUUUGUCAACCCUUUAUAAUGCAGCAUUCCAAAGGUCAAAGCAGCCAGAUUUAGAACAGUUUGGCGUGCUUAAAACCAAAGAAGGCCACCCAUUUUCUUCAAACAGCUACCACAUUGACUGUAAAAACUUCAUCAAAACUACCCUCAGUUCUAAAGAAAACGAGCAGUUUUUAAUUUAUAGGGUAAGCUCUUUCAAAUUUAAUAUGACACUAGGCAAUUUAGAAGGUAUAAAGUUUCUUACAACACUAAUUGCGUGCGAAGACCAAGACGUUUAUACAGCACCUAUCAUAUCUACCAUUAUAAAAUCCAAAUGGAAAACAAUCAGACCUUUAAUGCUUGUCCAUGCAGCUUUUUAUAUAUUAUUUUUAUUCAUAUUAGGGUACUAUUCACUAAUGCAAACUUCCCCAGGCCAGGAUACAGUUUUAUUCGUUUCUAUUAUAGUGCUGAACUUUAUAUUAUUCUUUUAUGAGUGCUUCCAGAUCACUAUAGGAAUCAAACAAUAUCUUCAAGAUUUUUGGAACUGGCUAGACAUGGCAAGAAUUUUAUUGAUCUUUGCAUAUUCAUUUAUUGAGCCUUUUGUAGGCGGAGAGCUGUCAACUACCAUGCUUGCGUUGAUUUUAUUAGCUUCUUUUCAAAGAGGGAUAGGAUUUUUCAGAGUUUUUAAGCAGACACGCUAUAUGAUCAGAAUGCUGACAGAAAUUUUGCAUGAUAUGAUUCCUUUUGCUGUGGUGCUUGCCUUUUCUGUAUUAGCUUUUACGUUGAUGUUCCAAGUAUUAAGUGGCUUAUCAGAGGAAAAGACGUUUUCUGAAGCCUUGAUCCAUUCGUUUUUGCUUUUAUUCGGAGCUUUUGACUAUGGCAAUUAUUCAGGUGCUGAGUGGUCAUGCUUUUAUGUCGCGACCAUUGUAAACCCUCUUAUGAUGUUCAAUUUAUUGGUCGCAAUUAUGGGAGAAACUUAUGGGAGAGUGCAAGAAGACAUGGUGGUCGCUGAUAUCCAGUCAAUGGUUGCAAUGAUUAUAGAGUAUGAAGCUAUUUUAUUCUGGAGAAGGCAUUCAGGAACUCCUAUGCAUUUGCAGCUUUGUACCAGUAGCGAGGACGACUCUGACUCUAAAUCGACUACUACACUAGAAAAACAAGGCCAGAUAUUAUUGAAAGACAUUUUAUUACUCCAAAAUAGGCUGGAUAAAGUUAUAAAAGACAACCAAACUAGUUAUGAUGGAAUGAAUAGGAGGAUAGGAGAGAUCGUGAAGCAAGGGAAUUCAAAUCUGCAGAAAGUAGAAGAUAAGCAAAAUGAGUUCAAGAAGCAGGUUUAUGAGAAGAUAGAGCUGAUCAAAAGCAAGAAAUUCCCUGAAGUUCUUUAA